Messenger RNA from Elaeis guineensis (African oil palm), 1088 nucleotides. RefSeq names its product mitochondrial ATP-independent inner membrane protease subunit 2. Gene Ontology annotation, molecular function: serine-type endopeptidase activity. The record is from RefSeq and is a predicted model, not a curated record. NCBI's taxonomy places the organism in Eukaryota, Viridiplantae, Streptophyta, Magnoliopsida, Arecales, Arecaceae.
GAUUGGUGUACAAAGAAUUUUGCCCAUGGAAAAAAGUUGACAACGAGAGAAAAUGGACCCACAUUGGGCCGGAUCCGAGGGGAUGGACGACGACUCCAUUCGGCUCCACUUCCGCUCGCAAUCGCGAUGGUCUCUCCCUCGACGUGGGUUCGCUACGCUGUCCUCAGGUACCAGUACUCCGUCUUCCUCAGCUGGAAGAAGUACCAUGCAGGUCAAAUCAAAAGAGGAGAGUUAUAUGAUGCUGUCUGGAAAAUUUUUUUUCAAGGUAAGCUGACCUGCUUGCAUUGGAAUAAAGGAGAAGAAAUGGCACCUACCAUAGCUGGAGAUAGGGGAACUCUUCUUGUCAGAAAAAUUGCUAUUCCAGCUCCAAUGCAAGUCUUUGUGGGAGAUGUUGUCCUGUUAAAAGAUCCGGAGAGACCUGAUGAUUACCUUGUUAGAAGAUUGGCUGCUAUAGAAGAUUAUGAGAUGAUAUCCACUGAUGAGAAAGAUGCACCAUUUAUGUUAGAGAAGGAUCAGUGUUGGGUGUUGUCAGACAAUGAAUCUUUAAAGCCAAAGGAAGCCAGGGACAGUCGUUUGUUUGGUCCUAUUCCCAUGACUGACAUUGUUGGUAGAGUAGUGUAUGCUUUGCGGUCAGCUGUCGAUCAUGGUCCUGUACAGAACAGUCGUUUGGCAAUGAAUGAAGAUUCAUCAGUGUUGGCGGUGGAGUUGGAUGUUGAUGAGAUGGUGAAGGGCACAAAAACAAAGGACAUGUUGUAGGGUCCAUCUAAUCUGCAAUCCUCCAAAUUGCUCCUUUUGUCUGGGUGCUGUUGUUUCUUUGAAAGAACACCAGAAACCCUGUCGACAUUUUGCUGGAUGAGGAUGAUUAGUUUGAGAUUUUCUUCUGUUGGCUAAAGUCUGUCCUGGGUGCUAUAAAUUAAUUUCAGUUCCACAUCAGACAUUUGGCGCACAACCAUAUGAUUUUACUAGAUGAGCAUUAGGGUAUAAAGUUCACAAUCUAGAACAGUUAUGAAAGUAGAUAGAUUCUGUUUAGCUGUGUAUUUGGUAAGUUCAUCAAAUCUAAAUGGAUGUAUAUGAUCUAACCGGCUUGA